This is a messenger RNA of Zingiber officinale, 1386 nucleotides long. RefSeq lists its product as uncharacterized. The record is from RefSeq and is a predicted model, not a curated record. The transcript is spliced from 2 exons. Lineage: Eukaryota; Viridiplantae; Streptophyta; Magnoliopsida; Zingiberales; Zingiberaceae. The coding region runs from base 1 to 1386 and encodes 461 amino acids.
AUGGAGUACACCAAUGAAGAGGGAAAAAUAAGAUGCCCAUGUAAUACUUGUUUGAAUCAUCUGUAUCAGCCACUACGCUUAGUAGAGAUACACCUAAUAAAAUAUGGGAUACAACAGUCAUACAAAGUGUGGGAUUACCAUGGUGAGCAAUAUGAACAUCCACUAAUAGAGCAUGAAGUUUUAUCUGAUAGUGAUGCCCAAGAUGAAAUGAUAGAUGUUUUGGCUGAUUUGACUGGACCAGUAGAGAUAGGAGAAUCCAGUGAGCCUGUUCGACAUCAAGGUUUCCAAACUGAAAAUUUUGAUGAUAUGUUGAAGGAGAUUGAGAAAGAAUUGUAUCCCGAAUGUGCAAAGAGAAAGUUAAGUGAACUAGGAUUGGGGUACGAGUCAAUCCAUGUCUGUGAACAUGAUUAUGUUCUUUAUUGGAAAGAGAAUGCUGAGCUUCUGAAUUGUCCUAUAUGUGGCGUGAGUAGAUGGGUUGACAAAAAUACGAAAGGUAAAAAAAUAUCAAAAAAAGUAAUGCGAUACUUUCCCCUAACUCCGAGAUUAAAGGGUUCGUAUAGUUCUAGGCACACUGCAAGAGAUAUGAGAUGGCAUGAUGCUGAACGGCUAAAAGAUGAUGGUGUUUUAAGGCACCCCGCGGAUGGUUCUGCUUGGAAGAUGUUUGAUGAGAAAUUUCCAACAUUUGCCAUUGAUCCUAGAAAUGUGCGCCUUGGUUUGGCAACAGAUGGUUUUAAUCCAUUUGGUAGCAUGAGCAUGACUUACAGCAUGUGGCCUGUUAUGGUUGUUCCAUAUAACAUGUCACCUUGGAAGUGUAUGAAGUCUGAAAACAUAAUGUUGUCUUUAUUAAUUCCUGGACCAACAUCACCUAGAAAAGACAUGGAUGUUUUCCUUCAACCACUAAUUGAAGAGUUAAAAAAAUUAUGGGAAGGCGUGAAUACUCGAGAUGCAGUGACUAAUGAUAAUUUCUUAAUGCGUGCAGCGGUUUUAUGGACCAUUAAUGAUUAUCCUGCAUAUGCUUUAAUGUCUGGAUGGAGUACAAAAGGGUAUAAAGCAUGUCCAACUUGUAACGAAGACACUCCUUCAAAAGGCAUAAGGAGUAAGAUAGCUUACAUUGGACAUAGACGUUUUCUUCCUUUAAAUGAUCCAAUGAGGCGAAGCAAACAAUUUGAUGGUAAGGUGGAACCAAGAUCUCCUCCUAGAGAAUUAACUGCUGAAGAUAUAUUAGCUCAAUUAGAACAUGUGCAUGUUGGUCUUCCAGGAAAGCAUAAGCAAUAUGGAGGUAUAAAGCGCAAACGUUCAGUUAUCGAGCUUAACUGGUCGAAAAAAGCAUAUUUUUCCAUCUUGAAUGCUGGAAACACUUACCACUUCGACAUAACUUGGAUGUAA